AUGUCCCCCUUUUCCCUCGCGAUAUCCCUUCCCCCUCCCGUCGCCUGUCCGCUCUCUCUCCCGUCGCCUGUCCGCUCCCCCCGCCCUCGCCUUCGUGCUCUCUCUCCCGUCGGCUUCGCGCCCUCCCUCCCGUCUCUUUCGCGCUCUCCCUCCCGUUGCCUGUCCGCCCUCCCUCCCAUCUCCUUCGCGCUCUCCCUCCCGUUGCCUGAACCCCCGUCCCUCCCUUCACCUUCGCGCUCUCUCUCCCGUCGCCUGUCCGCUCCUCCUCCCCUCGCCUUCGUGCUCUCUCUCCCGUCGCCUUCGUGCUCUCCUUCCCGUCGGCUUCGCGCCCUCCCUCCCGUCUCCUUCGCGCUCUCCCUCCCGUUGCCUGUCCGCCCUCCCUCCCGUCUCCUUCGCGCUCUCCCUCCCGUUGCCUGUCUGCCCUCCCUCCCUUCGCCUUCGCGCUCUCUCUCCCGUCGCCUGUCCGCUCCCCCUCCCCUCGCCUUCGCUCUCUCCCUCCCGUCGGCGCCCUCCCUCCCGUCUGCUUCGCGCUCUCCCUCCCGUUGCCUGUCCGCCCUCCCUACCUUCGCCUUCGCGCUCUCUCUCCCGUCUCCUGUUCCGUUGUGA
Closterium sp. Naga37s-1 is the source of this 606-nucleotide messenger RNA. The record is from the annotation of a GenBank genome assembly. Lineage: Eukaryota; Viridiplantae; Streptophyta; Zygnematophyceae; Desmidiales; Closteriaceae.